GCUGUCGGACCAGACCAGCUGAACGCAAUGCUCGCUAGUGCUACAGCUGCAGUUCAAGCCAUGACCCCGGAAGAUCUUAUUAAGUACCUGGACUCUCCAGACGACAUACACGCCCAGGCGGUGAAAUCAGCUAAGAAAAUUGCUCAAGAUUUUGUCGAAAGGGCUGCUGACCUCGCGGCGGCCAUGAAGUUGAUUCUGCAAUUCGAUCAAGUGGUCCUCAAGAAACUUAAUGCUUCAACCGUCUACGAUUUUGGAAAGCCCAAAACAGAUGAAGUUGUACUCCGAACACCGAUCUUCUGUUGCUGUCUGAUGACGCAACUUCGAGGAGUUCAACCCAUUAUUGAGUUCCCCUAA
Molecule: messenger RNA, 354 nt
Organism: Dibothriocephalus latus
Lineage: Eukaryota; Metazoa; Platyhelminthes; Cestoda; Diphyllobothriidea; Diphyllobothriidae
Source: the annotation of a GenBank genome assembly